This is a messenger RNA of Dermacentor silvarum, 1534 nucleotides long. Its product is annotated as protein maelstrom homolog. The transcript has 11 exons. Gene Ontology annotation, biological process: piRNA processing; negative regulation of DNA-templated transcription; male meiotic nuclear division. NCBI's taxonomy places the organism in Eukaryota, Metazoa, Arthropoda, Arachnida, Ixodida, Ixodidae. The record is from RefSeq and is a predicted model, not a curated record. Bases 320 to 1534 code for a protein of 404 amino acids. Gene Ontology annotation, cellular component: P granule; nucleus. Gene Ontology annotation, molecular function: sequence-specific DNA binding.
UUAAACCUUCUGGAGAAUAAAACCCUGUACACGGGAGUGGAUGUAUGUAGGAAGGAAGGAACGCCUCCUUUCUCCAUGCACAAAUAAAAUGCAGAACACGCGAAUUUCCUCUUUAUGGCGAGGUGACACCUGCGGUCACCCCGGCCGGUACAAGCGGCAGGGCAGCGUCUAGCGUCUGGCAUCGUCAUCGUCAUCAUCACGCCGAAUUGACCGAGCCGCUAUAUUUCGCAUGAUUUCGCGCUAGCGUACUCUUGGUCUUGGUACUGUCUAUGCUGUCGCUUGCGGUUCAAGCGCAGCUUACACUUGGUUAUACCACGCGAUGGCUCCGAAAAAGAAAGGACCGUUCUUCUUCUUCAUGCGAGAUCUUCAGAACGAACGCAGGGAACGCAACCAACCGUGCUCUCUGGACGCCGUCCGAGAAGAAGCAGGAGAGAGGUGGAAGACGCUAACCGAAGAGCAAAGGGCUCAAUACGAAGUUAUGGCCAACGACUUUAAGGAGCGCGGAAGAGGAGCCUUACAUAACAAGUUCACGUCUGAUGGUCGCACCAUCGCCAGUGUCUUGAAAGAAGAAGAUGAAAGGAUUCAGCAGCGCCAACAAAUGAUAAAUAGUAUUCAUCGAUAUGUGGACGAUAUUGGCACAGUCGAUGAGAUUAAGAAAUGGCCAUUCUACAUUCUCUCCUUCAAUAUACUUUGUGAGGCAAAUGGAAUUUACUACCCAUUGGAAAUUGGACUUAUCGAGUACUCUAUUGAGCAGGGCUUCAUACGAGCCUUCCACAAAUUCGUCGACCCAGGACCAAUACCUCUCGGCUUCGCAAGCGCAGCAAAAGACCACAGCGAAGCCACACAUGGAAUCCCCAUCACUGGCUUUGAAGAAGGUACAACAGAUUACAGGAGCGUUGUCCGGGACCUGAUGGCAUACCUUCGGCUCCCGAUUGAUGAGCCGAACCUUCCACCGCUGUUCUGCAUGCAAGACCACAUACCACAGGCCAUUGGCUGCCUGCGGUGGCUCGAAGAACGUGGGAGGCUCAACAUGGACUUUCCAGUCUGGGACAUCCUGCCACUUCUGCGCAAGCUGCGAAAUGUGGCUGGAGAGGACAUCUCGCAUGCAGAAGCCGAGAACAUCCUUAACUCGGCCUUGUUCGACUAUGAGCAGAAGUCUCUCUGCCCUUACCAUCUGGACAUCGACAACAAGAACUGUGCCUUGGGAGAGUGUAGAAGACUUGGGUACAAAAUGUCAAACGCCCUGCUCCCCGCUUACAAAAUCGACCGCAUCAUCGACUACCAGCACCUCCCACCGAGGUUGGACCCAUCACUCAACUUCGAAGUCUCCCAGAUGAACGUGAGACCAGCUCGCAUGGUCACGUCGCGGCGGCCUCAGGGUGCCAGCGGAGACCAUGGCUCGUAUUACCAUCGGUCAAGCCACGCACCAGCACCCCUGCCAAGGGAACCCAGGCGGGUCGAGGACUACUACGCUGAACAACGGGGCCCAAGAGUGGUUCCAUCUCCGCAGCCAGGCCCUUUCCAACGCCGGUGA